Brassica rapa (field mustard) is the source of this 9837-nucleotide messenger RNA. RefSeq names its product ethylene-responsive transcription factor ERF120-like. The record is from RefSeq and is a predicted model, not a curated record. Lineage: Eukaryota; Viridiplantae; Streptophyta; Magnoliopsida; Brassicales; Brassicaceae. Gene Ontology annotation, biological process: regulation of DNA-templated transcription. Gene Ontology annotation, molecular function: DNA binding; DNA-binding transcription factor activity.
UCAUUAAAAUCGAGUAAAAAUCUCAUAUCUAACUAAUACUAAAAGGGAUAUAUGAGGAGUAAGGAGGCUGUCCACGUCCUCAUUUAAAAUCAGCCAAUAGGAUAUUUGAAAUUCGUCACGUCAGCAGUCCGCGAAUUUAUCUGGGCUUAAAGUUUAACCGGCCCGGUUCUGAUCGGUUUCGUCGAGCCCGUUAAGCCCAAAACGCGGUAGAUACGGCUUCCCCUUCUACGCGAUAACAAACCCUAAUUUUCCCAUUAUCAAAUCUCGGACCCUUUCUCUUCGCUUUUCUCUUCGUCUUCUCAGAUCAAGUGAUAAGGAUCAGAAUAUUCUAACCUUCUUCUUCGUUUGAUUGCUUCCAAACGGAUACAAACUGGAUGUCAGUCGGCUUCCAAAAUAUUAUCUCGGAUCCUUCUUCUUUCCUGGAAAAUUGAAGGUGUAUCCCCUUUUCUCCCUCUCUCUUCCUUCUUGAUUAUUUUCAUAACUACAAUUGGAUAUACGAUUCAAUCUAAUUUAGGGGUUUAAUAUCAAUUGUUAUCCCAAUUUCUUUCAAUUGAUCCAGGUGAUUCUUUCUUCUCUUCUAGGAGGGUGAGUUUUAAGUUAAAUACUGAACUUUUUACUGUUCGUUAUAUCUCUUUAAUUUGUUCAACGAUUUGAGUUCCUAAGCCUUGAGGAAUGAAUCAUAACAUUUAAAAAUUCUAAGUUGUAUAAGUUUCAGUAAUUACUGAAUCCUGUCGUAUUAUCAAGCCAUGGUGGCACAACUGGAACAUCAGUUUCGACUUAGAAGACUUUCUCUCCAAGGAUUAUGGUUUUACUGUCACCCCAUGAUGGGAUCCAUGCGCGCAUUGGCUGCCGUAAUUCAUCAGGCUUCGGCAAAGAAUUUUGUGGGUUCUGGUGUACUUAAUCUCUUGAAGAGUCAGGCUAAAGCGAUGGCUGGUGAUAACUCAGUGAGGUCAUUGUUAGAGAAAAUGACCGAGUGUGCAAGCAAUGCAUACCUCAGCAUAUUGGAAAGGUGGGUCUAUGAAGGAAUCAUUGAUGAUCCGUAUGGGAAGUUUUUCAUUGCUGAGAACAGGUCUCCUAAAAAGGGGAGCCUCAGUCAGGACUCUACGGCAAAAUAUUGGAGCCAAAGAUACAGCCUCAAGGAGACUUCCAGAAAAUUUUAGUAUAUAGUUAAUCUAGAUCUAGAUGAAGAGAAAGCAAGAGGAGAUUACUAAAGCCAAGCUAGCCAUGGAAAGGAAAAAGAAGCUGGCAGAGAAAGCCGCUGCUAAAGCUUCCAUAAGAGCUCAAAAGGAAGCUGAGAAGAAAGAACAAAAGGAGCGAGAGAAGGCGGCCAAGAAGAAGACAGGAGACAGGAACGCAUACGAGGCCAUCUCUGAGGAAGUUCCAGAGGCUUCUGAGGCUGAGAAGGAGGAGAUUGAAGCUCCAGUGAAGGAGAAACCAAAGAAGGAAAAGAAAGUCUUGAAGGAGAAGCCAAUAAGGAACAGGAUCCGCAAUAGAGGAGGACCGGAAACACUCCCGAGACCAAUGCUCAAGCGUAAGAUGCAGACUAACUACAUGGUUUGGGCUGCUCCAGCUGCUGUUGUGGUACUAAUGCUUCUUGUCUUGGGUUACUACUACGUUCUCUAGAUCAAGGGAAGCUGCGUUUGCUGUAGUUUGGGUCUUUUUAAAGCUUUCUUUUGAGGAUGAGACUCUUUAAAAUUUAUGUCUCAUUUACAUACUGAGUAGAACUCUUCUCUUUUUAAAUACUUUUUUACAUUUCACUUAUGUAUAUAUAAAUCCAAAAAUAGAAAAUGGUAGUUAAUUAAAAGGUUACAAUUUUAAAGACGAUAUUCUAUGUUGAUAAUUUUAAAAUUACUAUAAAUAUAAAACAAAUUAUUAAUAUAAACGUGUAGCCUGGAUAAUAACUUAGAAUGUGUAUAACUAAAGUAAAAUUUAAUAUUGAGUUUGUACACAAUACUAUCAAAGUAUCAUAGACAAAGGUCAUGGAACCUAAAAACAAGGUCAUGAAACACAAAAGAAGAAGUGAGACAAUUGCGAGAAUAAUAAUAAUGCAGUUCGUAAGUUUGCAACUCAGAUUGUAGGGCUUGAUCAAACCAUAGGAGUUAGAAUUCUUAAACCGUUUUUGUAUAUAAAUUAUUUUCAGAAACACACAAAACGUCUAUGCAAUGUGUUUAAUCUGAUUUAAGUUAAGAGCUCUUCAGAAUUUUUGAUUAAAAACCUAAUUCCAGAUCUCAGACAGUGAUAAUUUUUGUAUUUAUCUACCAUUUAUAAAUUUUAGAAAGCUUUUAAGUUGGUUUUGAAAUCCUCACUCAUACCAUAUUUGAGCAAAUAUCUCAGCCUUGCAUAAAGGGAUGAUCGAGCACACAAACACUACCCAGCAAACAGAAAAAAAAAGCUAGAACAUCAAAUAAUAGUAUCAAUAUUAAAAAUUAUUUCCAAAAAAACUGAUUAAUUAAAUAAUUAAAAUAAGAAACUGAAAAGUUAAUAUUACAUCAACAACAGUAAGAAAGUAAACCUUCUAUAAAUUUAUAACUAAAAAUAUUUCAAAUCAUGAAGCAAAAUUUUCUUUCUAUUACAAACAAACUUAAAAAAAAAACACACAUAAAUUAAAUAGCAACAAUAAAUGUUAAAUUUAAAUUUUGGUUAAAAAGGUUGACAAAAUUAUUUUGGUUAAAACGAUUAAUUGAAGACAACAAAUAAAGAACCGGUAUACAAGUCGGUGGUACUUUCUUUUAAAGACAAGUACAAAAGGAAACUUAAUAAUUUUAAAACCAAUCAAAAUUUAUAUAGUACUAAUUAUAAGUUUUACAGUUGUUUUACAUAAAAAUAAAUAAACAAGAUAAAGAAUAUAUAUAGAUAUUAACUUAUAAUUUAGUUAACUUUUUAUUAAUCUUACUAAUAUCCUACAUAAAACUCCAAUAAAACACAACAGAAUAUUUCAAACAUUUUUAAAUUUGCAUUAUGUUUAUAAUUCUAUAACAAGUUUCAGUGUACAUCAUAUUUGUCCAAUUUUAAAAUAUAAAUAUAAAAAUUAAACUAAUAUUAUAGGAAAAAAUCCGGGCGUAGCCCGGAAAACCUCCUAGUACUCUUAAUGAGGCAAAAAGUGAUCUGAGGUAUUCUUACGAAAUCUGACAUACUCUUUACUCUUCAUGAAAUAAGAGAUUUCCAAUUUUGCCCUUACGUUUUCCCUCCUCAAUUAAAAAUUUGAAUUUUGAAUUUUAGGUAUCAAAUUUACAAUUUGAAUUUUGAAUUUUACUGAAACUACGAAACAAGUUGAACCAAGUUAUACAAUUGUCGAAUUUUAGGUAUCAAAUUUAAAAUUUGAAUUUUAGUGAAAGUUGAACCAAGUUAAACCAUGUUAUAUUAUUGUCAAAUUAUAUUUUUGGUGUACAUAUGUCCUAGUUUCACCAAGUUAUACCUCAAGACUGGUAUAACUAUGUUAUAGUUUUACCAAAUUGUACAUUUGUCAAGGUACAACUUGGUAAACUAUCACCUAGUUAUACAGUUUUACCAAGUUACAAAGUAGUAUAAUUUGGUAAAACUGUAUAACUAGGUUGUAGUUUUACCAAGUUGUACAUUUGUCAAAAGAUACAACUUAGUAAGAUUAUAACCUAGUUAUACAGUUUUACCAAGUUACACAAAUAGUAUAACCUGGUAAAAUUGUUUUUCUGGGUUUGUAGUUUCACUUCCGUGUUCUACUUUGAUAUAUGCGUUUCUGGAUCUUAAAACCGAUAAUACCAAAAAUCAGACUGAAGUUGAUGCGGAGAAUAAGCGAAGUAGUAGGUAGAGAAGAAGAAGGAAAAUGUGAAGAAGAAAAUGAAAAAAACAGUUGAGAUUCAAAGAAGAACAAAAGAAAAAACAGAAAAAUCAGUAGACGAAGAAUGAAAGAUAGAUCUAGAUUCAAAGAAGAGCAAAAAAAAUAUAGAGAAAACUAAGAUAAAAACGGAGCAAUCAGUACAGAUGAAAAUCGAAAAUAAAACAAGAGAAACAGAGAGAAAAACAGAUUCGAAAAAGAAGAGAUUUGAAUGAAAGAAUGAAUGAAAGAGAAGAGAUAAAAAAAGAGAAGAGAGAAAGAAAGAAGAUGAAGAAUGAAAGAUAGAUCUAGAUAUGUAGAGAUAAGGAAAAAAAUUAGGUUUAAUGGCAUAGUCUGUAAAUAACUAUAUUCAUUAAUGGUAUAUUGGGUUUUUAGUCAGAUUUCGAAUUAAAAAUAAAUAAAAAUAAAAUGAAUUUCAGAUGGAGAGUAUCUGAGCUCUUUUUUUUCCAUAGAGGAGUACCUGAGCAUUUAAUUCAUUAAAAUCUAGUGUGAUGCGGAUUCAAAUUCGGAUUUUUUGGAGAUUCAUGGAACGUCUUGACCACUCGACCACAGACGCAUGGUUAUAAAAACAAUAAUUGGGUCCGACACUGACGAAUAUCCGACAGAAUAUGUGAUCCCUUUUGUCCCAAACAAACAUCUACUUUUCUGAUUUGCUUCGAUCCGGAAAUCUGGAUAUCCCGAGUUUUUUUAAAUAUUCGUAGAUUAUUCGAUUCGAUCCGCUAAUUAUAUUAACAAUAAAAAAUAAUAUAUAAUAUUAAAAUUGAAUAAAAAACUUUUAAAAAUAUCAACUUAAAAUUAAAAUUAAAUAUCAUACUAACACAGUAACAUUUUAAACAUAAAUUAUAAAGCAAAUUUUAAUAUUAACAAACCUAAUAAGAAAAUUUACAUGUUAACUUUUGAUUCAACAUAAAAAUAAAUUUGAUAUGCAAUAAUCCAAACAAAAAUUUGAAAAACAACUUAAAAUAAAAACUAACCAAAUUAUAUCAUAAAAUAUGUAUAGAUAUGAUAGUUUAUAUAUACAAUUACAUUACAUAUCUAUAAAUACAUAAAUCAGACUGGAUAUCUGGCUUUCUAAAAAAUAAUAUUUGUGAUUUGUUUUAUUUUUUACGAAUAUCACAUUUUGCUAUUUGCUUUGAUUCGAAACUUUACGGAUAUCAAGAUUUUCGAAUCGAAACGAAUAACGAAUCAGAUCAAAUUUAACGGAUAAUUUGCUCAAUCCUAAAUAAUAGUUCGAUGUUGUAUGUUUUAUUAUGCUGGAGGAGCCCAUAAGUUUAUGUUAUGACGUUUGUUCAACAAACCAUAUUUGUUUUGAAUGCUAGAGCAACGCUGCCAAUGGAAGCUACAAUGACUUGUUUAUAAAUUCUAGUCCUCAACAAAAGCUUUCGAACAUGCAUCAUGGUUAUCUUGUAUCCGGACAAGAACAAAAAUACUUACGAAAAUAGGUUGAUUGGUUAAAAUUUUUAUUUCAUUCAAAAAGAAAGUGCCAAGCAGAACAUCAGGAUUCAAGGGUCUUCCAAAAGAUUAAGAUUAUGUUAACAUAUAGUACAUCGUUACACUGUUAUUUUUUUUAUAUAAAUCCAACCACGGCCGUCUCAAAUUAAUUUUAGGCCCUGUUCAAAAAAAAUUUUAAUCGUACAUUUUAUCACGUAAGUUUAAAAUUUAAUAAUUUUGUCUGAUUUUUCUAAUUAUAAGUUCUAAAUUUAGCAUUAUAUCUAAAAUUUUUUAAAAAAAAUUACCAUAAUUUAUCUAUAUAUUUUGAAAAAUCUUUAAAUUUUUUAUUUUUAUAUUUCGGGGCCCUGUUCGACCGCUCCACUUGCGCGUGCUGUUAGACGGCCCUGAAUCCAACUAAAUAAAAUCUUAGAAGAAAUUAGAAAAGAUUUGAAGUAACUCCGCAGUCAACAUGAGAUGUGGCAAUAAUAACUAACUCUGUAAAAUUGCAUUUAAGACUGGUAAUAACUGAAAGAAGCUGAUACAAAGAGAAAACAUACUUUUAUUUCACAUAGAAACUUCUCUAUAGAGCUGCAACUUGAUUAAACUUUACCUUACAAAUUUGGACAAUAUAAACAAACUUACAUCUCAGACCAUCUCCAAUGGUACUCUAUAAUUUUUUCUAUAAAAUAUAGUAAUUAUAUUAUAGAGUUGGAUUUGCUCCAUUGGUUCGCUCUAUAAUAGAGUUAUUCUAUAAUAGAGUGAAAUAUAGAGUAUUCUUGUUUUUUCACUCUAUAUUUAGAGUAAAAAAAAUAAAAUUACUCUAUAUUUCACUCUAUUAUAGAGUAACUCUAUUAUAGAGUGAACCAUUGGAGCAAAUUUAACUAUAUAACAGAGUUACUCUAUUUUAAUGUAAAUUAUAGAGAAAAAAAUAGAGUUCCUUUGGAGAUGCUCUCAUAAGACCAAAAUCCAUACUUUAAUCUACUAUAGACAGAAGCUUUUCAUUGACCGAUUAUCAUCCUAAUAAAUCGGCUCGCUCAUUUACUUAGCUCGAAGUAUAACUCUAGUACGUAGUACAUAUGCCCUUUUGUUUUCGUUGAUACAUGCAUAGAUCUUGCCGCAGUACUCGAACAAGCUGCACAAAAUUGAAACCCUUCAUCCCUCGCUAGUAAGAACAACAAUCUCCACUCUAUUUUAAUACAAAGAAAACAUAUGUAGUAGAGCAAUCAUUAUAUUUACAACCACAUUAAUACUUUUUUAGUUCACUAUUUUCAUUCAAUAAGCUAAAUAAACAGUUAAAACGGAGGGUUUGUGUCGCAAUUAUACUAUCCAAAGAUGUCGCGUUGUCCUUCUGUCUUUUCCUAUAAUUCUCCGAGACUCAAUUUGUCUGGCAAGGUUUUCACAUAUUUGCUAAAUAUCAACUCAAGAUUCACCAGCAUAAACCUGCUAAACAUAAGAUGGUUCUAGACCAUUGUCCAUUGCAUCGUGAUUUAUGGUCCAUAUUUUUACAAUAUACUGGUCAGUGGUCACCCAACCUGCCUCAUCAUAUUUUUACACCAAACAUCAAAAAUAUUUAAUUCUGUCCUAUUAUUAAUAAUGCAUAGGGACUGAUGGUGUAAUAGACUACGAAGAAAACAAUGAUCCUUGAUCAUUGAAAAGUUUGAAUACAGUCAGUUCUGUAAAUAUGAGGAACACGCAUUAAAGAAAUUGUUUUGACAUAAUGGAAGUAGACCACUGAUAGGUAUGUUACAAACGAAAUACAACUUUUUACACAUCAAGACAGUGUAGACCUAGAGAAUUGAGAGGACGUUGUUAGAAAACAAAAAAAUACAGUUGUGUAAGCGCUAGCAAUACAAUGGCAGGAUGUGGUGUAAGAAAUGUAUUGGUUUACUCGGUACACUACAAUAAUGUUCUAUAAAAGGCUGACCAGAAAACAAAAGUCAAGACUCUAGUUAGUCAUGAGUGGAUCGAAUAAAUUUAGUAAUCGCGUUUCUCCUAGAAAUCGCGUUUACUGCAAAAAAUAAAUAUCUAAAAAAUGAUGUGUCACACAAGUUCGUGCAUGUCCCGUGUUAAGAUUGGCAUAUGGGGCCACAAAUAUUCCACCUUCCUUGUACUAUAUAAAGAGGCCUAUUCUUUGUUUUCAAACCUCAACACAUUCGAUCCUUUCUCCGUGAGCGAUAAGUUAUUUUCAGUUCGACUCCACGAACAUGGAUCAUUCAGAAAAUAUUCCCUCUUGCGAUCGUAAACCUCCUCGUUUGACAAGAGAUCAAGAGCAUGUGAUCAUGGUUUCUGCUCUGAGACAAGUGAUAUCCAACGUCAGAGGUGACGACACUUCAUCAUCGAACUCGGUUGCAUGCGAAGCUCUUCAUCAACCUUUGGAAGCUGGCCCUUGUCCUCUCUGCGGUAUCACGGGUUGCUACGGUUGCGCAUUCCCACGGCGUGAAGAGAUAAAGAAGGAGACAAAGCACAAAGGUGUGAGGCAAAAGCCAUCAGGAAAAUGGUCGGCGGAGAUAUGGGAUCCCAGUUUGCAAGGAAGAAGAUGGCUUGGAACGUUUCCAACAGCUAAAAUGGCAGGGAAGGCCUACGAUGAUGCGGCAGCUAAGCUUGUCAAAAGAAAAAAAGCAAGAAGAGGCACAACGAAUGAAGAGGAACCAUGAACCGAAACGAAGACGGGGGAAGAUGGUUGAGAAUUCUUCUGUUCGUGUUUCAUUCCAAGUAACACAUGCAGUGGAGUCAUUGUUAUAUACAAAAUUACAAAUCAUUUAUUUCAUUGAUCAGAUUCUUUUACAUGUGUUAAAUAUUGUAUGUUUAUAUAUUGUGAUUGUUUUUUUCUUCUUCAGUUUUUUGCUUUAUAACUAAAUUUGAUUUUUUUUUCAUAUCUUUAUAAUUUAUUUGAUAAGUCCGUUUAUUACAUGUCGCGCUCAUGUUAAUUCUUACGAUGGUUACUAUUAAUGAAUUUAAAAUAUUAACUUAAUUACCAUUAUUAAAUUUAUUUUUCUUGUUAUUUAGUAGUUUUUGUUAAGAGCUUUUUGCAAAAUUGAUCUAGAACUCAAAGUCAAACACAAAACUAACCUUUUUUUUUUUGAAAAUUAGUUUUGCCCUAUUCACCCUACAAGUUCAUAUAAUUCACGAAAAUACCAUCAAUUUUUUUCUUUUCGAAAAUGACAUUUUUACUCUCACCCUCAUCAUUUUCAAGUAAUUACAAGAUUGUCAUUGUUAUCAAUACCCCAACCAUCAUGAACAACCAAUUUGAAGCUCUUAAUGCUUCCAAAAUCGGUUUACCCUUCUUCUUUCUCCAUUCUUAUGAACUAAACACAACAUCUCUCUCACUUUCUCUCCACAUUUAGCUAAAAAAAUCAAGAUUUUGAUUCUACAUUUUUUAUGGUUCAUAGAAUCAUAGAAGCUGACGAUUCUGGAUGGUUCACUUUCGUUUGAGAUUUUGUGUGCUUGGAGAAGCCUUAUGUGUGCUAAGAAAGUUAUCUCACCAAUUUAAGGUAUGAAAUCGAGUUCUUUUUCCAGAUAUGUUCGUCCAGACGACUUUCCAGGUAAGUCGUCUGGCUGUAGACAAUUCUAUCUGCCUUAUGAGAAAUAUUACAUAGAUGAUAUUACAGCCGACAAUUCUAUCUGCCUUAUGAGUAUUCACGUCUGACUGCAUCACCCUGAGUAGCCCUAUGAGAUCUAUUUCUGACGGUACUCCUUGCGCCAUGCUGAAGAUCUCUUGUAAGCAUUUUCUCUAAUUUUCUGCAUAAUUCGCAUUUUCUGGAAAUUGAAACCCAGACCUCUUCCUGUAGAAAUUGCGUUAUCUAGGGUUUGAACCCCAGACCUGGGUGUAGAAGCUUUUAAACCUUGACCACGAUUCUUCCACACAAGUUUAUGUCAUGUUCCAAUUUCUUCUCUUACCACUAAACUACCAUUAAUUACAAGCCCGGCCCGUGGCAUAAGCCACAUAAGCAUUUGAGUAGAGCCUAAUCUUUGAAUUUUAAAAUUUUCAUUAUGAAUUUGUUUUGUUUAUGUUUUUUGAUAAAUCCUAUCAACUAUUCAGUGGAUCCAGAAAAAAUACACUUUAGUGAUAUAGAGUGGACUAGUCCCUGAAAACGUAUCAUAUUGUCUGAUCCAAAUUUGAAUAUCUUCCGACUAUUGUCAGAGGGUAAAUCGAUGUUACGAUCAGACUCUAAUUACUUAGUUAAUUUUUUAUAUUUACGUGGUAGUUUAUGAAAAUUAAGUAAAUAUAUGUUCCAACUCGUUACCUUGAGUAUGCUGUAGCAGUUCAUGUACAGACUUUCAUAAACCGUUAGGUAAAUGGUCCCGGAGAUAUGGGAUCCGAGUUGGCAAAGACGGAGAUGGCUUAGAACGUUUCCAACAGCUAAAAUGGCAGCAAAGGCUUACGACGAUGCGGCGGCUAAGCUUGUCAAAAGAAAGACAGCAAUAAGUGGCACAAUGAACGAGAGGAACCAACCACGACGGUGGAAGAUGAGUGAGGAAUUUUUUGGUCGUGUCUCAAAGUAAACAUGCAGUGGAAUUAUAAUAUACAAAAACGUCACACAUCAUUUAUUUCAUGAUCAGAUUUUAUUUACAUGUGUUAAAUAUUGUAUUUGACU